UUUUGGAAAGGAGGAAAUACACUCUUCCACGCUGCUUCACUCUUGCAAAAAUUUAAUAUUUACAAGGAUAUGAAAAAACAAUUUACUGGUGAAGAGGCGACAGAUCAGGCUACAAGAGUCCUUCUAGCAACACUUAGUAUUCCUGAUGGGGCUGAAAAUCCGUCAAUUUUGACAAAACAUUUGGAUAUUGAAGAACAGCAUGUUGCUAAUACAAGGAUUCUCUCCGCACUUUUACGUAUGCCUAUUAUUCCAACUCGUAAUGGAAUAUUGAAAGAAAUUGCUCGUUUAAACAUUCCGGAGAUUGCAGCACCUGAAGCUUUUAAAUUAUACAAAUGUAUUGAAAAUGAUUUUGAUCCUUUACGUAUUGCUACUAAUGUUCAAGAAAUGCUUUUAGAAAUUGAACAAUUGGGCGAAAAGUUGGGAUAUUCUGAAUAUGGUCAAUAUUCUAAUUCGAUUAAACAAACUGUUGCUGCAAAGAUUGUGAAACAGAUUUCGUCAAUUUAUGAGUCAAUAACACUUGAACGUCUUUCUGAAAUUAUUCCAUUUUAUAAUCGAAUGCAAUUGGAACAAUUUCUUGUUGAUAUUUGUAAACAACAUUCAGUUUCUGCACAUAUUGACCAUCGUCAAAAUUGUAUUUAUUUUGGCCCAGAAGAUGCAAUUUUGGCAAGUGAACUUGAAAGUGAGAAUGGAAAUAUUUCUGAGAUUUCAAAAAUCAAAAUGCAGGCGUCUUCAGUUUAUUCGCGUUUGCAGGAUGUUUAUCUUGAUAUUGACCAAAGUUCAGUUAAGGAGUUGCAGGAAAAGUUGGCCCGCCAAAUUAAAAUUUAUUUGACUCAUAAAGAUGGCGAUUUUGAACGUAUACUUGCACGUCGUAAGAAAAUUGAACACUAUAAAGAAAGUACUGAACAAAUGAAACAAGAAAAGUUGUUGCAAGUUCAGAUGUUGGCUAAUAAACAAGAAGAAAAACGUCGAACUGAAGAAUAUAAAAAAUUAAUGGAAGAAAAUAAAGAAAACGAACAGCGUCGAAAGUUGGCUGAACAAGUAUAUUUUUAGUUAUUUUUAAGCCUGUUACUUAUUGGGACAAAAUGUCUCUUUCGGAAAAUUAUUAGCUAAAGUUUUGGUAAGUGUAUUGGAAUAUAGCAAACUUCCCAAAAAUCAUUAAAAUGCCAAAUUAUGUGUCUUAGGGUCAUUUCUAUUUUUUGGCAUUUCAAUGGCUUUUGCGUUUUUGGCAUUCCAUUGUUUGGUGUUUCGGUGAUUUGGAAUUAUAUUAGGCAAUAUCUU
Molecule: messenger RNA, 1278 nt
Organism: Meloidogyne enterolobii
Lineage: Eukaryota; Metazoa; Nematoda; Chromadorea; Rhabditida; Meloidogynidae
Source: the annotation of a GenBank genome assembly